This is a messenger RNA of Planococcus citri (citrus mealybug), 3973 nucleotides long. It is a transcript of the gene Ge-1, whose product is annotated as Enhancer of mRNA-decapping protein 4 homolog Ge-1. The record is from RefSeq and is a predicted model, not a curated record. The transcript has 22 exons. Gene Ontology annotation, cellular component: P-body. Lineage: Eukaryota; Metazoa; Arthropoda; Insecta; Hemiptera; Pseudococcidae. Bases 273 to 3551 code for a protein of 1092 amino acids. Gene Ontology annotation, molecular function: protein binding. Gene Ontology annotation, biological process: deadenylation-independent decapping of nuclear-transcribed mRNA.
CAAAAGUCAACCAAAAGAAUUUUUUUACAAUUUUCGAAAAAAUAAUCAGUUUUGAGUCUAAGUUGCAAUAUUUGCCGACAUUAAAACGAAUUUUGAGUAAACGUAUUGUUUUCUGCGAACAUUAUUCGUCUACAUUGGAGUUUCUAUGUUCAGGCUGACGUACUCCUUGUCACAUAAUUAGUCGAGAGAUAUUCCAAUACCAAUUUUUCGACCAGUUUCCCUCUAUCGAAUUUAUUGAAUUAAUGCUUUCAAGUUUGUAAUCGAAUGAAAAGAUGAAUGAAACAAACGAUACAAAAAUGUCAUCUCAAACAAUAGAUUAUUCGAGUCUCGGCGAUCACGAUGUGAAUACCGGUACGUCGGUAUUAGUGAACACCGAUAAUGUUACCGUUAUACCGAGUGGAGGAGAUCAUACCAUUGGCAGCUCUAAAGUGAAAAUGACCAAUGUCGUUGAUUACACCUGGGAGCAGAGAUUUUACACGGGGCAAAUUUUAGCUGUACAUAUUUCCGGAAAAUACAUCGCUUAUGGAAUUCAAGGCAAAGACUCGUGUAAUAUCAGAGUGAUCAGUUUUGCUACUUCGGAUCGAGCACUUAUAAAAGGAAUCGAGGGCAUGGCUCAAGAUAUAGCUUUUGCUUUCAUAUUGGCUCCGGUUUUAUUAGCUUGUAUUGAUUCGGUCGGUGACGUGUACGUUUAUACCAUCGAAGAAAACCAAUUGAAUGCCUUAGCGUGUUGUUUAAUGGUUCAUAUCAAAGAGACUUCAUCAUCACCACCGGACAGUAUAAAUAAAAUCGUUUGGUGCCCUUAUGUGCCCGAUGAUGAGCAAAUGGAAGACGAUGAUUCGUCCAAGUUGAUCGUAACUCGUGGAAAUAAGGCUCAUAUGUGGAAUGUCACUACUAUCAAUGCUCUUCACAACAUCAUCCCCGUCUCACCGGAAUCGGCAUCGGAAGGAUUUCUCGAAAUCAAAGUCGAUAAAUAUUUAAUAGUAGAUGUUGCCUUUUCGCCUGACGGAUCAACUGUUGCUUUAGCUUGCUCGGAUGGCGGUAUUCGAUUUUAUCAGGUGGAUGAAGAAGGUCAAAGCUUUGUUUGUAUCCACGACUGGCGGCCUCAUAAUGGAAGACCGGUAUCGUGUUUGUACUUUUUAGAUAAUCAUCUCGAAUCCGACGCCGCAUUUUGGAAAUUUGCCAUCACCGGAGUUGAAGGAAACACCGAAAUAAGCAUUUGGAGUUGCGAAAGUUGGACUUGCCUGCAAACUUUUAAAUACGCUCCCAUCAGUGAAACUCCGGCCAAGCUUAAAGUAGCUGUUGACAUUACCGCGAGUUAUAUUUUGUUGUCUGAUAUGCAACGCAAGUUAUUGCAUAUUUUGCAAUUGAAAAAGAAUGACGAAGAAACCGGUGUAAGAAUUCACGUUAUUUCGCAGUUUUUAUUACCAUAUCCGAUCUUGAGCUUUGGUAUUGUGAAAGCUAGCUUGCAGAAUUUUAACGAACCGAAUCCUUAUAAUUAUAACGACGAAGCCUUUAAUAACGCUAAUGAACGAGAGUAUUUGAAGACUGUCAUCAAGUUGUAUCUCGUUCAACCUAAAGCUUUGCAAGAAUGUAACAUUGUGUACGAUCCCGAUGAAUUAUCUUCCAAAUAUAAUAACACUACGACCGAAAUAAUUGAUGCUAAAGCGACAGCUCUAUUGAAUGGAUUGUGUAUGAAAGCGGCAGCCGAAAGUACCAAUUCGAAAGAUCGUGAUUUGAAAUUAACUGCUAAUAGUCAUUCGUCCAUUUCGGCGGAUAAAACGUUACUGCAAAGGCUCUUAUCGGUUUCUUCCAUCGAAGAUAACAUGAAACAACAGAAACAAACUUCCGACUAUAAUGACGUUAGAGUCGGUAACGGUGAUUCUACGAGGAGAUCUCUUGACAGGGAAAGUUUAUCGCAUCAUGUAAAUGAUACAGAAAUGAAUGGCUGUGAAGAGACCGAAGAAGAUGACAAUGUGGUUAGCGAUCGUAUGGAAGAGGAAAACGGUGUCGUGGUGAACGAGGGUAAAAGUUAUUAUAGCACUGGAAGCAGCCCGAGCAGAGAAGUUCAGAAUAUUUUGUUCUCGACUACAGAUAACGACGAACCGUGCCGAAGUAUACAAAACAAGACCAACGACACGGCAUCGUUACCUGUCACAGUAUGGCCUAAAAUACCCAUACCGGAGCCUGAAAAUCUCUGUUCAGAUGCCUCUGGAAUUAUGAGAAUUAAUCCUAAUUCACUAACGCUCAGAAACGAGAUCGCUCCUGCUGAUAUAACUCCGUCGCAGCACACCGACUUGCAAGCAGUUUACGCUAAAAUAAAUUCCAUCCAAGAACGUCUAGACCAAUUAACCGAACAAACCCAAAGCCAGCAGCAAGAUUUGAAACAGAGUGUCAAGCUCUUGCAUCAGAUUUUAAACAACGUAGGCGACGACGACAAGAAAAAACACAGAAAUGUGACGAACACGGCUGCGGAUGAGAGAUAUUUACAAGAACGUGUUGUUAACGCUGUCACUCAGAGUAUCAACUCGAUUAUGGGAAAUGAAGUGGAGUACGUUAUUAAAGAAGAGAUUAAUGGAAAUGUGUUGCCGUCUUUGAAAAAUUCUAUGGAUACUUUUGGACAACAAAUGAACGCCAAAUUCACUCAACACUUCAACGUAGCUGAUCAACAGUUGAAAGAUUAUAUCGUUAAAACUGUCCAUAAAAAGUCCGUUACAGAUACGUUGGCCAAUACCAUGGCUUCUGUAUUGCCUUCUGUGAUAUCUACCUCAUUCGCUGAAGCAUUUUGUAAUAUUAUUUUACCCAAGUUCGAGAAUAGCUGUCACGAGAUGUUUGAACAAGUCAAUAAUUUGUUCAUCGAAGGCACCAGAGAUUUUGUUAAUAUUUUACAAAGCAACGUACGUUCCUACGAAGAAAAACAAGGCGCCAUAUUGCAAACUAAAAUCGACGAAUUCAUGGUUAAAAUGGACGAUAUGCUUAAGACUGCCAGUAUAAAUGCGGUGAAAAAUGUCGCUCCGGAAAUCAUUAAUCCGAUGAAAUUAGCCUUAGAAGAACAGAAAGUAUAUUUGGAAAAUUCCUUAUUAAACGUAAGCGGUACGAGUACACCUCCUCCUUUCAGUGCUAUGAAGAGGCAUCCCGAAGAACAUAUCGAGUUUCUCAUUAAACAAGGCAAAGUUGACUUAGCCAUUGAUCAGGUGCUAUCUGCUUCAGAUUUGAAAUUGCUGGUGUAUCUGUGCGAAAAACUAGACCCGGAAACGAUUUUCGCUGAACCUUGCUCCCUCCAACAACAUAUUUUGUUAUCUUUUAUUCAACAGUUGUCGGCUGAUUUGAAUAUUCAAACUGAUCUGAAGCAUAGGUUUAUAGAAGGAGCUGUGAUGUGUUUAGAUAAAAAACAUCCUGUCUGUGAAAAGAACUUCCCUAAAAUUUUACCCGCCGUUCGAGGUCGUAUUUCUCAAUACGUUGCCUUUAAUCCGACCAAUAAGAAUACUCGUAACAUGAAGAUCUUACUCAUGGCUAUUGACUCGUUGUUAGAUAAAGAUUCUUAUUCGUCUUGAUAUUCGUCCGCUUACGAAGAAACAAGUCGUCAGAGUGUUUUGAAACACAAUACGUGGUGGUGAAAUUGAACGAAUCGUAGGUCUUUGUUUUUCUUCUUUUUUAUAAUCGUGUGAUAAAAGUUGGAAAGAUUUUCAACGACGGGGAUUUCUUGUUUUUCGUUAAUCAUUUCGAACGUGUUUCAUUCUAUUUCACUUUUAGUUGUACUCCAUCAUGACUAGUAUUUACUUUCGUAUACAUGUUUAUCUAAGCAGGAUUUGUACUUUUGUUUUCGUAAUUUUUUUCCUUUUGUUUGUAUGAUUAUCAUUGUUUUAGCAUAUGGAAAAAGAUACCUUCCAUCGAUUUAUUAUUUUUAUUAAGCGGUAUUCCUUGAUUUUUAUAGACGUUUUAUUUAAUAAGUAAAUGUUUGAUUGAUGUUAUGUAA